Molecule: messenger RNA, 1063 nt
Organism: Pungitius pungitius (ninespine stickleback)
Lineage: Eukaryota; Metazoa; Chordata; Actinopteri; Perciformes; Gasterosteidae
Gene: socs1a
Product: suppressor of cytokine signaling 1a
Exons: 2
Coding region: 215-919 (234 amino acids)
Biological process (GO): intracellular signal transduction; phosphatidylinositol phosphate biosynthetic process
Cellular component (GO): phosphatidylinositol 3-kinase complex
Molecular function (GO): 1-phosphatidylinositol-3-kinase regulator activity
Source: RefSeq, a predicted model, not a curated record
AACGCACACAAAACACACACACACAAGCUCAGCAAGUCCCCGAGGCACACGCGUCCCGCACCUCACGCACGCGCACCACGCACGCGCUCGGAGUACAAACGGAGAUCGGGUGUGAGCUUCGGACCGUUGAGCGCGCGCUGCAGUCAGAAACGAAACGGAUGUCAGCGUGGUGGUCAGAGAUGGGAGAGGGUCUGGGGCCGCUCUCCCCUGUAGGAUGGUAGCCGACAGCACUGUGGAAGGCCAUGACAAGAACUUGUCGUUGUCAUCAUCAUCCUCCUCCUCCUCUGCCUCCUCCUCCUCGUCAUCAUCGUUGUCCCCGUCCUCCCUGCUGUCCGGGGAGCCCGCUCUCAGCCCUCGCCCCAAGGAGUCGGAGGACCUUCAGCAGCAGGCCGCUGCCGACCCGAGCCGGAGGUCGGCGUUCGUCCCCUCGGUGCAUCUGACCCACUUCCCCACCUUCUCCUGCAAGGAGGACUGCAAGAUCAUCACGGAGACGGCGUCCAAGCUCGAGCGCAGCGCCUUCUACUGGGGCCCCCUGGGAGUGGAGGAGGCCCACCGCAUGCUGCGGGACGCCCCGCUGGGCAGCUUCCUCAUCCGCGACAGCCGGCAGAAGGACGUCUUCUUCACGCUGUCCUACCACGGCAAGAGCGGGCCGGUCAGCGUGCGCAUCGACUACAAGCGGCAGAGGUUCUCGCUGGCGGGCAACGAGCGCUCCUUCCCGACGCUCUUCGCCCUUUUGGAGUACUACGCCUCCUCUCCCAAGAAGAGCCUGAGGUUCCCGUACAGGAAAUGGAAGCCGACGCUGCAGGAGCUGUGCAGGAAGCGCAUCAUGGAGCUGUGCGGCGGCGGCAGCCAGGUGGCGACGCUGCCGCUCACCCACGUGGUCCAAGACUUUCUUUUGGAGUUCCCUUUCAAACUAUGACCCAUUUCACAGUUUGGAUUGCAAUAUUUUUCAUUUCAAGGACGCAUUUUUCACCGGGAAAACGGGAUGGGCGUUCGCCGGGGGUUGAGACGGCGUCGCCGUGUUUACACCUUGAAGCGUCUUCCUGCCUGGCGGCCGAAAGCU